AGAAGAAGAAGCCCCGCGCAAUACAAGUCACUAGUCAACACCAGGGAAAGCAUUAGCCCUCCGAAAACAUGUUUCUGUCACUGUAACAUACGAUUCAGACCACGUCACUAUGUUGAUAAACCCAGAUCAGGAGGCCCGGAUUGGCCAGGUGUUUGAGACCUAUCUGACAGAGCAUCAUCAUGAGGACAUUCUCCUUCUUAUUGCAGAUACUAAUGAGGAGACCCAUCACCCUGUUGUGGUUAAUGCCAUGAGCUUGUUUGAAGCAAAUAUGGAGGUUGGGGACUAUUUCAACGCCUAUCCCAAUGAGGUUUUGGCUAUAUUUGAUAAAGUGUUACUCAGAACAGCGCUGGCAUUAUCAGAGAGUACCUCUCCAAGUCAACAACGAGGACCAAAAGAGAGAAUGAGACAAACUCUUCAUGCCCGCAUCACAGGUCUUCCAGUGUGUCCAGAGUUGACCAGAGACACCAUUCCCAGGUCCAGAGAUGUAGGACACUUUCUGUCUGUCACUGGCACUGUCAUACGCACCAGUGUUGCCAAGGUCCUGGAAUACGAGCGCGAUUACAUGUGUGCAAAGUGUCGCCAUGUCUUCGCGGUGCAGGCUGAUUUUGACCAGUUCUAUACCUUCGUCCCACCGGGGGCCUGUCCUAAUCCUGAUGGCUGUAAUUCUUUCAAAUUCAGCUUGUUGUCUGGAGGAGCUGAGCCUGCUGCCUGCAGGGACUUCCAGGAGAUCAAAAUACAAGAGCAAGUGCAGAGGCUGUCUGUGGGCAGUAUUCCCCGUUCUAUGGUGGUGGUUCUGGAAGAUGAUCUUGUUGACAGUUGUAAAUCUGGAGACGAUGUGACUGUCUAUGGGGUGAUGUGUCAGCGCUGGAAGCCUUUUUCUGAUGGCACCUGCUGUGAUGUGGAGCUGGUCCUCAAAGCGAACAACAUAGAAGUGAACAACCAGCAGGCUGCCACUGCUCUUCUCAUGAAGGAUGUUCAGAAAGAGUUUGAAGACUUCUGGAAUAGCUACAAACACGAUCCCAUAGCUGGUAGGAACCAGAUCCUGUCGAGCCUGUGCCCACAGGUAUUUGGCAUGUAUGUGAUUAAACUGGCGGUGGCCAUGGUGUUGGCUGGCGGGGUGCAGAGAAUAGAUUCUUCUGGGACCAAGAUCAGAGGCGAGUGUCAUUUGUUGCUGGUCGGUGACCCUGGCACAGGGAAGUCUCAGUUCCUGAAGUAUGCAGCUAAGAUCAUGCCUCGCUCUGUACUCACGGCUGGAAUUGGGUCAACAAGUGCAGGACUGACCGUAGCAGCUGUGAAAGAUGGAGGUGACUGGCAUCUGGAGGCAGGAGCCCUGGUCCUAUCAGAUGGCGGUUUGUGCUGCAUUGAUGAAUUUAACAGCAUCAAGGAACAUGACCGCAUCAGCAUCCACGAGGCUAUGGAACAACAGUCUAUCAGUGUGGCCAAAGCUGGUAUGGUGUGUAAGCUGAACACUCGGACCAGCAUCCUGGCAGCUACCAACCCUAAAGGCCAGUACGACCCCAGCGAGCCUCUGUCAGUGAACGUGGCUCUGGCCAGCCCUCUGCUCAGCCGCUUUGACCUGGUUCUUGUGCUCCUGGACACCAAAAAUCCAGAGUGGGACCGCAUCAUCUCUUCUUUUAUUCUGGAGGACAGAGGACUGCCUGCUGAGUCGGCAGGUCUGUGGUCCAUGGAGAAGAUUAAGGCUUAUUUCAGCAUAAUUAAGCGCCUGCAGCCGCAGCUGUCUGAGGAGGCUAACAGCAUCUUGACACGUUACUACCAGCUGCAGAGGCAGAGUGACGGUCGCAACGCGGCUCGCACCACCAUCCGCAUGCUGGAGAGUCUCAGCCGACUGGCUGAAGCACACGCCAGGCUCAUGUUCAGAGAGACGGUGACCAUAGAGGACGCUGUCAUGGCUGUUUCUGUCAUGGAGUGCUCCAUGCAGGGCGGUGCUCUGCUGGGAAAUGUUAAUGCCUUACUCACCUCAUUCCCUGCUGAGCCUGAUCAGGAGUACACCACUCAGUGUCAGAUACUGCUGGAAGGACUGAAUCUGCCACUGCUCCUUCAGAAGGAGAUGGUCCGGCAGGCCAGGCUGAAGAGCAACACCUCAGAGGCUUCCCAGCUUGAUCUGCCCACUGAAAACCACUCGCAUCAACUCAGAGACUCAAACUCCAUCAACAGAACCCACGGCCCUGACAUCAACCAUCACUGUAAGGCUGAUGGCACGGUGGAGAGUAGCUUGGACUGGUUCCACUCCAUCACUCCAUCACUGUCACCAGAUGCUAUGGCCUCAUCCAUAAUUACAUCAACUCAAGAAAACCUGAAUAGAAAACCCAACUCCAGUUGGUCAGAAAUAUCUACAGUAACCAAAGAGCCAGACUGUCAAACUACCACCGGAUCAUCCGUAAACCAUCAUGUUCUUUCAAGUCCUUUUGAAUCGAUAACCUCUGCUGCAGAGGAAGAAAACAAAAUAGGUGAGGAAAAUGAAAAGAUUAAAGAAAAAUGCGUUAUAAACCAAAAGGAGAUUAAGCAACCUGAGAGACAGAAAGAUACAACACACCCAGAGUCACUGGGGUGUGUGGUUCAGAAAGUCUCUAAGAAUGUGAGAGACAGAAGACGGGAACGGGGGCUGUGUGCCGAGGAGGGAGGAGGAGAACAGAGAGAGAGGGAGGUGUCUGGAGAUACUGUAAGUAAUAUUUUAGAUAUGACUUCAGAUGCCCACACCAGCAGCACACUGUCAUCAGGUAAAAAACGCCCCUCAAAUAACCGAGGUAAGUAUAACCUGUCCUCUGUCCAAGAAAGUAGAGUUGAAAAGGAAGACAAGAGGGACCAGACAAGGACAAAGGACAUCAGUACUGUGCUAAAGGAAAAGAUGGCAGCUGAAGCUAAAGCAGGUGAAGAAUUGCAUGCAAAGUUGUCAGGCUUCAUAUUCAACCCAAAGCGGAUGAGACCUUUAGUCCACAACCAAAACCUUAAUGCCAGCUCAGAUGUCAGUGCAGAGUUCCAAACUUAUGGUAACCCAGGCAGCAGAGAUCCUCAAAAUGACACAGAAAGCAGGGAAAAUACACAGAAGCUAGUUAGUCAUGAUGACUCAGACAGCCCACACACAGACACAAAGAAAAGACAGAACCAGCCCAAAAAUCCUUCGGAAAGCAUAAGCGAGAGAAAUCAUGUUAGCUGCAUAAGUGAGAUGGAAGAGAUCAAUUCUCAAUCCAGUAUUUGCUUUACAGCAAAAAAGCUGGAAAAGACUAACAAAUGGGCUAAUGGCAAAACUGUGGGUAGAAUUAAGGGAAGUGAUGCUACAGAAAAUCUGUGUCAAGAGCGAAGUGACCGCUUCAACACUGGUGAUCUGACAGAAGAAGCUUUCUUUUCCUGCGCCCCACCUUUAAAACCAAACACUGACAUCAAAGAUCCAGCACCCAUCAAGUCCACUGUGGCCCUAUCAACCCUAAAUAAACUCUCAAGAUUCUCAUUCACCUGUACAACUGAACCCACGACUCCAGCUCAAACCAACCUGGAAACAAAUCCUCCUCCUGGACUGGAAACAAGUCCACUUCAAAGACGUGAUGCUGAAUGCUCAAGAGCAAAUCCUCAAGACAACAACACUCUAAAUCCCACCAAACACAGUCCCUUAGAAAGGAAGAUAAAAAGUGCAGUCCCUGUGGGCAUGGUAAAGGAUACACUCCCCCCCACAGCAACAGGACAGGAGCAUAAACAAGGAACGGAGUCGCCAAAUGAAACAAUGUCCAAGUGCAAAGCAAAGCAGACAGAGCCUUCUCAUGCUGCCAACCAUAGUAACAGUAUGAAACUGGUACCUGAUGCUCCUGUUGACUAUCAAAGCACCGCCAAUCUUAAGAAGAGGAAGUGCUUCGAGCUGGGCCCUCCAAGAAGCAGGGGUCCGUUCUCCAGCUCCUCUCUGUUUUGCUCUGUUGAGUUAAGUAAUGAUGUUUUUGACACUGACUGGGAUCAAGAGAUUUCAAAGAAAACCAAAAUUUGAAAUCAUAGGCUACCAUUACAAUGUGUAUGUGGAUUAAAACAACCAAUAAUGCAAUGUUGUUUUGUUGUGGGACACAUGUAUUGAACUGUUUGCCUGAUGUAUGAUUCAGUUACUUCCUGUAGUCAAAAAUAAACCUGUUAUAUUGUUUAAGAA
Molecule: messenger RNA, 4144 nt
Organism: Centropristis striata (black sea bass)
Lineage: Eukaryota; Metazoa; Chordata; Actinopteri; Perciformes; Serranidae
Gene: mcm9
Product: minichromosome maintenance 9 homologous recombination repair factor
Exons: 15
Coding region: 110-3991 (1293 amino acids)
Biological process (GO): double-strand break repair via homologous recombination
Cellular component (GO): MCM complex; nucleus
Molecular function (GO): ATP hydrolysis activity; single-stranded DNA binding; ATP binding
Source: RefSeq, a predicted model, not a curated record